AUGCGUGAAAAACUUCAGAUGGAAGGAGACCUUGUUGGGAGUAAGAAUUAUGGCGAUCAUGGGGUUUUUGGAUAACUAAGCAGCUACUUUUGUAGGCAAGUGUGUGGGCAAGCGGACGAAGAACUACGGCAGUGAAGUUUCGUCGUGAGGUUCUUCUUAUCUUCUUGUCGUUCACACUAAGUAUGUUAGUUUGUACAGUCUUCUGAUCAUCUUCUUGUUCUGAUGGAAAUAUACGGCCUUCAGCUUUACCUCUUAUAGCUUUUCGUCUAAUCACUCGAGCACGACCACAAACGACCUCCAACGAGCGGUGUUGAUUUCCACACCUCGAAAGUGACAAGAGGGCUGCCACUAGGAAGCUCGAAGCUAAUUACUCCAGGACCGGGCAACUACAAUGUUCUCCGAGACGGUAACGCUCCUGGUGCAGAACCAGAGAGUUUUCAGUUUAAGAGCAAGACGCUAUUGUCUUAUCAACGAGCAGAAAAAGAAGCGAGUAACGCAGGACCGGGACCGGGAAGGUACAACUAACUUGUUAAUAGUCUGCUUCUGUUGAAGAUUUCAUGGAGUCAAGAACAACGAGAAGUUGGGUAUACAGCGACCACUAUCAGUUUCAGUUGUAUUAAGACUUAUGAAAGAAUAUACUUACAAAUAGAUGAGAUGAAAUAAAAUCAAUAAAUGAUAUAUUAACAUUUGAUGUUUAUAUUAAACAUUAGGAACGCAAACGCUCUUCUCAAUCUGAAACAACCCAUCCAAUCAGCUACCACGAAACGAAUACAAAUCCAAAGCCUAGAUGGGCAAUAGAAAAAUACGAUUUUGGCUCGAAAUCAGAAAGAUUAAAAGGCGAUACCACCAUGCAGAUGAACGCAGUGCCAGGUAUAUGUGGAAGUGAUAGUUUGUUGUAUUUCCAAUGGAAGAUGAGGAUGUUGAAGAUGUUGACCAAUGAUGUCCUAAGGAGACUUUACCGAUGUAGUCGAACAACAAGAUAGAGUUCCAUGUCGUGCACUUUCUCCAUCCUCUUGUUAAUUGCAUAUCCCUCACACCAGGGCCUGGCGCUUACCAGGUGCAGAAAGGCAUUGGUGGUGGUUCAUCAAGCAGUGCUGCGGCUGGAAGCAGUGGCGCUGGUGGCGCUACAUCCUCGUCUGGAGGGGGUAGAGCGAGUGCUUCAUAUGGCGCCCCAAAACACAAAAAGUUUGCGGGGGUCCACAAUUUAAGAGCAUACUACUUAGCCACAGGCUCGCUCUUCCACCUAUGAUCAUAGUUUAGCAACAAGAACAAGAAGUACUAAAAGAAAUCUUCAUCUUCUAACCGAACCCGCCGUAAUUAUGGCUUUGCAGGAAAUGGAAGGUGUUCCUCUGUCUGCAUUCACGUCUUCAGACGUGAGGAGUUGCAACAGGGAACGAAGGGCUGACGGAGCGCCACCACCCGGAAACUACUACAACGAUAUGGAUAAGCUCUAUGGCAGCAUUACGAAUCGGGUCGAGCAAAAGAGCGCAGUGGGUAGACUGGUAAUACAAGUAAUUGUGGUUGAUGUAAGUAAGUAAGUACGCAUAGGUAUACUCCAUAUUUAAAGAACAGGUUACUUUGACUUAUCUUGUCUUCGAUUUACCAAGACCACGCAUCCAACUGAACUUCUGGUAGUACAGCUAUCCUAAACUACCACCAGGGCGUAUUCGGGUCCAGAGCAGAGCGCUUUCCGACAAAGCGGGAUGAAGGAGGAGGAUUACCGGAACUAGAGGAAGAGCACCAACCGGGUUCAGCAAGGAAGAGCGGUGGGGGACCUCUUGGAGGCGGUUCUGGGUACUAUAGUUUGUGGUCUGGUGAAAUCUAAUCUUCAUGUUGAUACAACUCGACUCGUCACCAGCUAGUCCUUUUACCAUCAAUAUUCAUAUUGUUGAACAUGUCAAACAUGAAAUGAAUUGUUCUUGUCGGAGUCCUCAUGAUGUUCUCUUCUCUGGAAAAAUUCCUCGUUCUUGAAUGAUCAAAAAACUGAUGUCCAGCAGGACCUCCGCAUCCGCCUCUGCAUCUAAAGCAGGCAUCAGUACAGAUGAUUCGUUGUUUCGCAGUUCAUCUUUUACGACUGAUCAAGAAGAGGCAUCAAAAACGGUGCCGAAAAAACCAAUGAAAGGACCUGGUAGGCGACCGGAGGAAGCGACAACAUGUAGGUUGACUUUUUAAUUGCUUCUUGACAAAUCAGCGGCUCCGAAUUUUUGUUGAGUUAUUCAAUGGAAAUAGGAAGUUUAUUACACGACUGUUGACGAGAGGAUAAAGUAGGUAGAUAGAUGACGAGCUAUGUUCUUCGAUGCAAAAAUCACAGGCACCGUAGCGGAUGGCGGUCUAGGUGCAACUGCUGAGACUGCGGCAAAAGCAGCGGCAAAAGAACGGAUUGCAGCAGCACGAGAGGCGAGGGGGCAAGCUCCGGGUCCAGGAACAUAUGUUCCUAAUCUUAUGCCUUUCACCAUCACCACAUUAACAUAUUGAUUUUGGGUGAGACGAGUGUUCUUAAUAUUCCACAAGAAGUUGUUACUCAGGUUGUUAUCGUUAUGUUUUUGUUUUCCCCGUCGUCCUUCGGAGAUUACCUCCUCCUCCUCAAUCGUUGUGACGAAUACAUCAUCGGCAGAAACUUUGGCUUUAUUCUAUCAUGUUCCUUUUCUAAUCCCCUGAACCCUUCCUAUCGGAAUCCGUAUCGCCCAGCUCGACAAGAGCACGUGAGCUUUGGAUCUAGUGCGGACCGGAUGCACGGACCUCAACCACCUGCCAAGCCAAGUCCAGCAGAUUACACACCAGUCUUGGCGGGGAGCAUAGCAGAUUUGACAAGAAGGCCCUUGAAACCGGGAGCACCGAAAUUUAAGGCAAAAGGAGGAAUUAGUGGUGGUGGUGGUUUGUUUUUGUAAAGUCGAUCAGGAAGAGUCAUGCAAAUGCAUCUUCGUGAUCAGUGAUUCUCGAUGAACUCUCUCAUGACCUCCUUGAAUUCCGCUCGGUCAGAACUACGCGGAUUCAGAAUUGUUGUCUGUUACCGAAAGCUAAAGCUUGAGCCUCUAAGAAAUCGACCGGUCGCAGCCUGAAGCCAAAGGCGCCUGGAGGCGAAGCGCCGGGUCCGGGAAGCUACGACUUGAGCAAGGGACUACUCAAGAAAAGCUACAACACGACUCUGAAUCGUCGUUUUGCGUGA
This is a messenger RNA of Amoebophrya sp. A25, 3166 nucleotides long. NCBI's taxonomy places the organism in Eukaryota, Dinophyceae, Syndiniales, Amoebophryaceae. The record is from the annotation of a GenBank genome assembly.